This is a messenger RNA of Tuber melanosporum (Perigord truffle), 1611 nucleotides long. RefSeq lists its product as uncharacterized. Gene Ontology annotation, cellular component: transcription factor TFIIH holo complex; transcription factor TFIIH core complex. The transcript is spliced from 7 exons. The record is from RefSeq and is a predicted model, not a curated record. Bases 1 to 1383 code for a protein of 460 amino acids. Lineage: Eukaryota; Fungi; Ascomycota; Pezizomycetes; Pezizales; Tuberaceae. Gene Ontology annotation, biological process: nucleotide-excision repair. Gene Ontology annotation, molecular function: double-stranded DNA binding; ATPase activator activity.
AUGUCCGGCAAUAUUCGUGGCUUCGGGUACUUGGAGAGUCUUCCUCCGGUUACCUUCCGCCGCCUAUACCAGCAGCCCGCCACCGCACUGGCCAUUUUCCGGCGUAUGCUGCCUAAUUUAGCUAAGACAAUUGUCACAACUCUACUGUACAAUGAAACUCCUGUUACCCUCGGUGACCUAGAGGCUCUGGUCCGUCCUGAGAGCUAUCGAGAGCGGGAAGAUGCUUUUAGUAAAUUGCGCAGACUGCAUAUCAUCACCGAGAAUAAUUUAGACGUUUCUCUUGACCCCGUAUUUAAAAAGAAUUUUCGACUGGCGGGCGAUCAUCAUUCGUUCGGUGUACCUUGUAACGCGGAAGACAAAAAGAAGAUCACAGUCCAAUUUCUAGAUGACUAUGCCACUAGACAAUUCGAGGCUAUACUGCAUUAUAUGGUUGGGACGCACAACGAGGUCAAGCCUAGCAAGGGCGUCAUCACUCUUCUCACCAAGGGUGGGUUGAUGGAACGCUAUGGGGCGGGUUCAUCGGCCACCAUCACUAAGAAUGGAUUCAGCUUUCUGCUCCAGGAUGGGAAUCCACAAAUUUGGGCACUACUGAUUCAAUAUCUAGAGAUGUCUGAAGAGUUGGGAAUGGAGCAGACGGAUGUUCUACAUUUCCUGCUCAUGUUAGGUAGUCUGGAGUUGGGACAAGCAUACUCUGUUAAUACCUUAACAGAGACACAAAAGCUUAUGUUAGCUGACUUGAGAGACUACGGGAUUGUUUAUCAGAGAAAGUCAUCUUCUGAUAGAUUUUAUCCGACAAGGCUUGCUACCACCCUUACCUCAGAAUCGGGAGGUCUUCGGUCUGCUUCUGCUAGCAUGAGUUCUGCUAUGGCAAAAGACGCCGAAGAGGGGAAGGGGUUUAUCAUCUUGGAGACAAAUUAUCGUGUCUACGCAUACACAGACUCUCCCCUUCAAAUUGCUGUGCUUAACCUCUUCGUCAAGCUCAGCACUCGCUAUCCAAACCUUGUUAGCGGCCGUAUAUCUCGACGCUCAAUCCAAGAAGCCAUAAAAAUGGGUAUCACAGCGGAUCAAGUGAUAGACUACCUAAGCGCCCACGCUCAUCCUCAAAUGCGAAAAUCACUUGUCACUCUCCCACCAACAGUCGUUGACCAGAUACGCCUGUGGCAGAUUGAAGGGGAAAGAAUGAGGACUACUACAGGGUUCCUAUUUAAAGACUUCCAUUCUACCCAGGAGUUUGAAGAAGUGGCUAAAUACGCGGAGGAAUUGGGUGUUCUUAAGUGGAAGAAACCCGCGAGGAGGUGUAUGUUUGUUACGAGGCAUGAACAGAUUGCUGAUUGGCUGAAGAGAAGAGCGCAGCAGCAGCAGCCAAAGAAGGUUGCUGCUUGAAUCUUUGAUGUUUGAUGUUUGGACGGUUUCUUUUCUCUUCUUUCCUACAAUGUGUAUUGUUAGUAGUACCUUAGAAGUGGGCGAUGAUGUCUGGCUGGGUGAUAAAGGGUUUGGUUUUUGUGACUGAUAGUUUUGCACACCGAUAAAUUAUGUAUGAGGUCUCACGGAUCAAAUUGCUACUUUAUGGGGGUUUGGUUUGGGAUUAAAAAAUUUCUUUUGAGACUCUUU